GACUCACGUUCAGUCUUCUCUGCUCCGUUCUCCAACACUGACUGAAAUAUCAUAACCUAGUGCUGCAGCUCCAAUCCCUAUAGGAUGGGAAGAAAAUUACUACACCACACACUUUUCUACUACAGCCACUAUUAAUUACUAGCACUGAUUCCUGACUGAAAAAAUUACGUGUUUAAAUUUGAUUUUGAAUUUGCUUCUACGUGUACUGAGUUGAAAUCGAUUCUCGGUGUGCUUGUAUAUUUGAAGAGAACCCUAUGUGAUCCGCAAAGAAUCAAAUUAGCCGAAAAAGUUAAUCAAGCGAAAUCAAUCAAUUGUGAUAUUUAAAUAAUUGGCUUCCUUAAAACUGCAAACCAUUUCUAUUUCAACAAAGGUGGAACUCAUAUCAAUCACGAACAAAAUAUAUCCUGCAACAGAAGAAUAUCCUAACGAUAGACCUUAGCAAUCGACUCAGCACAGAGAGAAAAUGUGAUGAUCCUCUAGAGUGAUAUUUCAUGGUCGAAAAAAAGAAGUGAUAAUAAUUGCUUUAUUAGAAGAAACAACCCCCGGGAGGGUCGCGAAACUUCAGAAACGGGAUUGUGGUGUACCGCCACACGCAUUGCAAGUUAUAUUCCCACCCAUCAUAGCAGGCGGGAAAGAAACAGGGUCCUAUUGUGUGUCACAGGAUCGAUCAUAUCGAUAGGCGGUUGGGUGUAUUCGGAAGAUUCGGAACGAAAAGCACAACGGGCGAAGGAUAAACAAACAAGGGCAAGCGAAAGCGAAAGGUACUUGCCCAUAUCGUCGUCGUCAAUUUGGUAGGGGGACAAAAGUAUGAUUAUAUAACACCCAUCAUCACUCGGCGGAAACAUCUUUCGCACUCGCAGUUUGGGGCGAGAGGGAGAAAGUUUUAAUAGACGACGGACGGUAGCGAGAGCGUGUUUGUUUCAGUGAUUGCUGCGAGUCAGCCAGCACCUCCGGCCGGAGUAAUGGCCAGCAGCAGCUGCUGGUUCUAGCUUGGGGGUGUCAUGCUGUUGGUAGGAUAGUAAGGCGCGUCUUGCUUACACCCAAAGCCAAAAGGAUAAAUGUAAAUUUCCCUGUGUGAUCGCAGAAGGCGGCGGGUGUUGCUGUAUCGUAUAUCUCAAUUGGCGUUUGGAGCGGCAUGUUCUCUCUAGUGGAAACGCUAAAUAUAGAAACGAAAGCACGACCAUUCCACCACCAUCAACUCCAGCUGCCGCGUAGUAAUUUGGCCUGGCGUCCCCACUACUGUCGUGAUUGAUUGCCUCCUGAUAUAGACACCCAAGUUCCUAAAAACAAGCUAUUGGUGGCUUCGAGAGGAAGAGAGAAGCCACCAUUUGAUUAAAAAUUGGAAUACGAAACCGGAGCAGAAGGAUCCCGCAGUCAAAUGGGGAUCUCGACGAUUGACCGCGCUUCUACCUCCGAACCGUCGUCGGAUCAUGACCCCGUAAUGCUGCUGACCAGGCGGAGAGGAAAGCAUGUUUAUCCAAAGCCAGAAACGGCCCAUCCCACUACUAGUAUACAAUAAUAGAGUCGUUACGGAAAUUGUAGCCGUCGUCGUCGUCGUUGUCGUCGUUAUUGUUGUUGUUGAUGUUGAUGUUUGUUCAUAUAGCGGUAGUUGUUGGCAGCUUUGGAAUAGCGAGCGCAUACAUAAUCAUCCCUUUUCCGACGGAGACAUCCUUUUCGAACGGUGGAAAUCACAUCGGCGGGCGGCAUCAGCCGGCGAAGAACGAAAAAGCACUGAUAGGAUAAUAGCAAAGACCGUCGCUGCUACCGUCAUAGUCGUCGUCCGUCAUCAUGGGCAAUGGAAUGAACAAGGUUAUGCCCGGGUUGUACAUAGGCAACUAUCGGGACUCGAAGGACUAUCAGCAAUUAGAUCGGUACCAAAUCACGCACAUUGUCUCAAUACAUGAUAGUCCACGGCGUUUCCAUCCGGACAAACACUACCUCUGUGUGAUGGCCGCCGACACACCAGACCAAAACCUGUCGCAAUACUUUUCCGUCUGUAAUGAUUUUAUACACGCCGCCCGGCUCAAGGACGGCCACGUGCUGAUCCACUGUCUGGCCGGGAUGUCCCGCUCGGUGACGGUGGCCGUGGCCUACAUCAUGUCCGUCACCCCGCUCAACUGGAAGGAGGCCUUGAAGGUGGUGCGCGCGGGUCGUGCCAUCGCCAAUCCCAAUCUCGGCUUCCAGAACCAGCUGCAGGAGUUUGAGUCCUGCAAACUGUUGGAUGAAAGGAAGCGACUAAAAGAACGUUUCCCUAGCUUAGCCUUGGAAAGUAAUGAUAGAGAGCAAUGCUUUGUAGCUUUAGAUAAUUACGAAAUUUUGUUAGAAAACAAAGGAGUUUGCGAAGGCCAAUGUAAAUUUGCAAAAGACUGUCCAACAGGGAUCUGUCGUUCGGAGUCACGUAGUGGCCUUCGCCGCAAGGGAAGUACCGCCUCGAGAAAGCAAUACAACCUCUCCUCAUCGCCGUCGACUUCGUCCCAGUUGUCGGUGCGAAGUGCAGCCCAGUCCUGUCCGACGUCACCGCGGAGUUCGAAAGGUGGUGGUGGUGGUGAUAGAGGCGGUGGCGGAACAGGUUCCUAUGGUGGCGCAGGUCAACGGAACAAUCCCCGGGCUGCCGGAGAGCAUGCGGCCGAGAUCGACAUUGGGGAACUGUCCGAGCUGCGCCGGAGUUCCAGUAUUGUUAGUACCUUCAGACCUCGCAGUAGUCCGGCCGGGUUGUACUCCUAUACGGGUUCAGCCCCUCCAUCCAUCCACGGUUCACGGGUCGAUUUAGCUAGUGGCACCGGUUCGGCCAUAUAUCUAGGUGCCAAUUCACCCUCCGCGAGCCCCUCACCCGGAAUGAGCCGCCGCGUUAGUCUAAGGUCACCGAAAUCCACCCCCAAGUCAACCCCAGAUUCCUCCCCGAAACCUUCGCCAAAGCGAGUAGCCCCCUCAAAAGCCUCGGCCAUAUCACAAUCAUCAGCAAGUAGUGGUAGCAAUAUUAGUAAAAACAAUAAUAGCAACAGCUCAUCACCGAUGAAAACUGUUGGCAGCUCAAAAUCGAACUCGAAACCACCAAUUGCCAGUUCCACCAAUGCCACCAAAUCUCCGGCCAGGGCUGUGCCGACUUCCUCCCCAUCAUCGUCCCAAUCACAGCAAUCCUCAGCAAAUCCCGCUGACAAAAGCACAAAAAACAGUGGCAAAAAAUGACAGGCACCAAAUGACAAAGCAUAAAUUUCUGAAACGCUUGUUGUAAACAAUCGCUUAAAAAGCUGAAAAUCCAAAAAAGCAAAAAUCAAAUGUCGAUAUUUUUGUCAGAAACAUUAAUAAUGGUGAUAUAUAUUUACCGCAAAAAUACACACACACACACACGAACCCCCUCCCACUUUAGUACACGUGUCCUCGGAGCGAUAGAAACAGCAAAUAGAACCGAUCUAAAUUUGAAUAGUGAAGCCUCGAUGUGAACGAAUCCUCUCGAAGAGAGUUCGUCAUGUAGCAGAAAUGCACGCGAAGUGGUGACGGAAUAUCGGUUGGAAUGAUAAUUUGAUGAUAAUAAUGGAAACGACAUAAUCCACACAAUAUAUAUUUAGUGAUUUUGUGACAUUUUAUUUUAUAUGAAAAAAAAAGAUGCGAAGAGUAAGGAAAGAUAUAGACACUAUAAGAAGCAUGUUUUAUUGGCUUGUACGAAAGCGAGAAAUAUGAAAAUAAAAUAUUUUGA
This is a messenger RNA of Aedes albopictus (Asian tiger mosquito), 3694 nucleotides long. RefSeq lists its product as uncharacterized. Lineage: Eukaryota; Metazoa; Arthropoda; Insecta; Diptera; Culicidae. Gene Ontology annotation, cellular component: cytosol. Gene Ontology annotation, biological process: protein dephosphorylation; signal transduction. The transcript is spliced from 7 exons. Bases 1789 to 3186 code for a protein of 465 amino acids. The record is from RefSeq and is a predicted model, not a curated record. Gene Ontology annotation, molecular function: protein tyrosine/serine/threonine phosphatase activity; protein tyrosine phosphatase activity.